Setaria italica (foxtail millet) is the source of this 1546-nucleotide messenger RNA. RefSeq lists its product as uncharacterized. The transcript has a single exon. The record is from RefSeq and is a predicted model, not a curated record. Lineage: Eukaryota; Viridiplantae; Streptophyta; Magnoliopsida; Poales; Poaceae. Bases 1 to 1407 code for a protein of 468 amino acids.
AUGGAGGGCGGCGCCACCGGCGGCCACCUCGUCCGGGUCGUCUCCCGGCGCACGGUGCGCCCGUUGACGACGGUGAAAGUGAACGGCUCCCAUCCGCUGAAAGACGAGGAGGUCGAGGUGAUCCACCUGACGCCGCUGGACCUACGCCUGAUCCGCACCGACUACAUCCAGAAGGGCAUCCUCCUGCCCAACCCUCCGCUCUCCGGCGACGUCCUCGCCGACGCCCUCGAGUCCUCGUUCGCGCUCGCCCUGCGGCGGUUCUACCCGUUCGCCGGCCGGCUCGCCUCCGACGAGCGCGGCGACGGGACCGUGACGGUGUCCCUGCGGUGCACCGGCGAGGGCGCCGAGUUCGUGCACGCCACGGCGCCUGGUGUCGCCGCCGCCGACAUCGUCUCCUCGGUCCACACGCCACCGGUGGUCUCGGAGUUCCAUUCGUUCGACCCGGUCCUCGGCCCCGACGCCGCCGCCAUCGAGGACCUCCCCUUGCUGUCCGUGCAGGUCACCGAACUCGCCGACGGCGUGUUCGUCGGCGUGACCUUGAACCACGCCGUCGCCGACGGCACCGCGUUCUGGCACUUCCUCAACACAUGGUCGGAGAUCCACCGACGCAGCGGCGGUGGCGGCGACGGCGACCUGUCCACGCCGCCGCCGCUGCUCCGGCGGUGGCUCGUCGAGACCUGGCCCGUGCCGAUCCCUUUGCCGUUCCCCAAGCUGGAACACAUCGUGCGGCCGCAGUUCGAUGGAACGACGGUGCAGGAAUGCUUCCUCACCUUCUCCACCGCGAGCGUCGAGAAGCUUACGGCGCGGGCGAACGACGAGAUCGCCGGGACGGCCGCCGCCAUCUCCUCGCUCCAGGCGGUCCUGGCGCACCUCUGGCGCGCCGUGUGCCGCGCCCGUCGCCUCCCGCCGGAGCAGCGCACGUCCUACUCCGUCGUCGUCGGAUGCCGGGGUCGCGUCAACGGCAUGCCGCCGGGCUACGUCGGCAACGCCAUGGUGUUCGGCAAGGCGGAGGCCACCGCGGGCGAGAUCGAGGCCAACGGGCUCGGCUGGACGGCGUGGCUGCUGAACCGCGCCGAGGCCUCGUUCGACGAGGGGGAUGUGAGGAAGUCGAUGGAGCGGUGGGCCCGGCAGCCGGAGUUCAUGUUCAUGACCGACCUGUCCUCCGCCGGCUCGGCGCUGGCGACCGGGAGCUCGCCGUGGCUCGACGUGUUCGGGAAUGACUUCGGAUGGGGGAGGCCGGUGGCCGUCCGGAGUGGCGCGGGGAACAAGGCCGACGGCAAGGCGGCGGUGUACGAGGGGCCGGAGCCGGGAGGGAGCAUGUCGCUGGAGUUGUGCGUCGCGCCGAACGCGCUCGAGAGGCUCGUCGCCGACGGGGAGUUCAUGGACGCGGUUAGCUUGCCGGCGUGAGGUGACCGUGUGCAUCGAUCACUAAAGCAGCUUCCUUCGUGGAAGACUUCAAUAUUGUUUUGUUUGCAUGUGCAUGUAGCCGCUCAACUGUUAUGUAAGUGUUGUACUCGUUCGUUCUCUAGUACUCCCUCCGUUUUUU